AUGGAAAGUCAUCUAGAUACAGCUUCUAUCUUCACUGGUCUGUCAAACAGAAUUGAAAAUGACUUGAUCGAAGCAAUUCAUAAAGUUAUGCUGAAUGAGAUGCAGAAGGAAAUUGAGCAAGCUAAGUAUGUUUCUAUUCUUGUUGAUGAGACAUCUGAUGUCUCAGCAUCUUCACAACUGUCAACAGUUUUACGUUAUGUUACAGAAGACUGUGUGACGAAAGAACAAUUUAUCAGUUUUAGUGAUGUUAGUGAAGAUCGAUCUGCAAAUGCUUUAUCUGAACAUGUUUUUAAAUGCAUUGAGACGUGGGAAUGUGGAAAUAAAUUGAUUGCACAGACAUAUGAUGGUGCCGCUACAAUGGCAGGACAACUAAAUGGGCUACAGGCAAAAGUCAUACGGGGGUGA
Molecule: messenger RNA, 405 nt
Organism: Octopus sinensis (East Asian common octopus)
Lineage: Eukaryota; Metazoa; Mollusca; Cephalopoda; Octopoda; Octopodidae
Exons: 2
Coding region: 1-405 (134 amino acids)
Source: RefSeq, a predicted model, not a curated record